Balaenoptera musculus (blue whale) is the source of this 15680-nucleotide messenger RNA. It is a transcript of the gene ADAMTSL4, whose product is annotated as ADAMTS like 4. Bases 16 to 3804 code for a protein of 1262 amino acids. The transcript is spliced from 18 exons. Gene Ontology annotation, molecular function: metalloendopeptidase activity. Gene Ontology annotation, biological process: extracellular matrix organization. The record is from RefSeq and is a predicted model, not a curated record. Lineage: Eukaryota; Metazoa; Chordata; Mammalia; Artiodactyla; Balaenopteridae. Gene Ontology annotation, cellular component: extracellular matrix.
UGUAAAAUUUUAUGGAUGAAGAAACCGAGGCCCAUAGAGGUCCCUGAGCAGUCAGAACCACAUGGUUCACAGCCCAACUCGGGAGAGGCAGGGGUGACUGGGCUUGCACGGGAGGCUGUGUGGAGGAGAGGGCCUGGACCAACGCGGAUCUGGGGUCGGGCGGGACCAUCUCGGUCCAGCAACGCCCAGAUCUGGGGCCCGGGGCUCGCCCACGCCGCUCGGGUACAGGCACCACCCAGCCCCUUGGCGCCACUCGCGGCCGCCUGGCCUGGGCAGGCGCAGCGCUCGCACCGCCCACUCGGAGCCGGUCUGGAGGCCGGGGUCCGGGAGUCCCGAACUCCAGCCGGGCCUGGGGACAGCCCGGGAGCGAUGGCUCCGUCCGAAGCGGGCUGGGACCCCCUCGGCUUCGCCCCCUCGAGCCGUUGGCGGGUGCCGGGCUGGGGUGGCCAAGGCCCGAAGCCCGGGCUUUCUGGAGACUGGACCAGGCUUCGGUCCCUGCAGAGCGCAUCCCCCACCCCACGCCCAGAUGCCGGAGUAGAGUUUAUUUCCGGUCCCCUCCUCCCUGGCCCCGGGGCCAUCAAGGGAGGAGCGAUGGAGAAGUGGGCGGGCAGGUCCCGGUUGUGUCUGAUGCUGCUUCUGUUCCUCCCUCAGCUCUGCCUGGAUCAGGAGGUGUUGUCUGGGCACUCUCUUCAGACACCUCCCGAGGAGAACCAGGGCCCUGAGGGUGUCUGGGGUCCUUGGGACCAGUGGGCCUCUUGCUCCCAGCCCUGCGGGGUUGGGGUGCAGCGCAGGAGCCGGACGUGUCAGCUCGCUACAGCUCAACUCCACCAGGGCCUGCCCCUCCCACCCCGGCCCCCAAGACAUCCAGAAGCCCUGCUCCCCCGGGGUCAAGGCACCAGACCUCAUACUUCCCGAGAAACCCUUCCCCUGUACAGGCCACCACCUCGGGGAAGAGGUGGCCCCCUUCGAGGUCCUGCUUCUCAUUUAGGGAGAGAGGAGGCCCAGGAGAUUGAAGGAGCCAGGAGGUCCCGGGUUCGAGACCCCAUCAAGCCAGGAAUGUUCGGUUAUGGGAGAGUGCCCUUUGCUUUGCCGCUCCAUCGGAACCGCAGGCACCCCAGGAGACCACCCAGCUCUGAGCUCUCGAAGACCUCAGAUCUUCCAUCCCUGACUCCAAGAACAGAGCCAUCUUCUGCAAACCACACCCUGCAAACUGAACUCCCUCCUACUGAACCGUCUGCCCACACCCUGUCCCCCCCAGGAGAACCCCCAAGCCCCGAAGCUGCUCAGACAGAGAUGCCCUCUAGAACCAGGCCUGCCCUCACACGGCCCCACCCCAGAGCCCAGGCCUCUGGCACAGAGCCCUCCUUGUUCCCUCCAUCCCCAGGAGAAGGUAGCUCCUUUCACAUGUCCCCUCAGCCAAGAAGGCCAAGUUCCCAGGGUUGGGCCGGUCCCCGGCUGGCAGAGAGACACCCUAAUCCUUUCCUUUCUGUCCCUCGGAGCCGAGGCCAGCAAAGCCGGGAGCACUGGAGACCUGGGGGGAAUCUUCACGGGUCCCUCACGGAGUCUGUCCCUCACUACCCAGAUGGCUGGCUGCCUCUGCUGAGUGCUGGCCCCCAUUCCAGCCCCCUCUGGAGCCUCUUUGCUCCCAGUAGCCCUGUCCCAAGAUGUUCUGGGGAGAGUGAGCAGCUGAGAGCCUGCAGCCAAGCGCCCUGCCCCCCUGAGCAGCCAGACCCCCGGGCCCUGCAGUGUGCAGCCUUUGACUCCCAGGAGUUCAUGGGUCAGCUGUACCAGUGGGAGCCCUUCACAGAAGUUCAGGGUUCCCAGCGCUGUGAACUGAACUGCCGUCCCCGUGGCUUCCGCUUCUAUGUCCGUCACACCGAAAAGGUCCAGGACGGGACCCUGUGUCAGCCUGGAGCCCCAGACAUCUGUGUGGCCGGACACUGUCUGAGCCCUGGCUGUGACGGGAUCCUUGGCUCGGGCAGGCGUCCAGAUGGCUGUGGAGUCUGUGGGGGUGAUGAUUCUACCUGUCGCCUCGUCUCGGGGAACCUCACUGACCGGGGGGGCCCUCUGGGCUAUCAGAAAAUCCUGUUGAUUCCUGCUGGAGCCUCCCGGCUCCGGAUCGCCCAGCUCCGGCCCAGCUCCAACUACCUCGCACUUCGUGGCCCUGGGGGCCGGUCCAUCAUUAAUGGAAACUGGGCUGUGGAUCCCCCUGGGUCCUACGCUGCUGGCGGGACUGUCUUCCGGUACAGCCGUCCUCCUCGAGAGGAGGGCGUGGGAGAGAGUCUGUCCGCGGAAGGCCCCACGACCCAGCCUGUGGAUGUCUAUAUGAUCUUUCAGGAGGAAAACCCAGGUGUUUUCUACCAGUAUGUCAUCUCUUCACCUCCUCCAAACCUUGAGAACCCCACGCCAGAGCCCCGUCUCCCCCAACUCCAGCCUGAGGUUUUGAGGGGAGAGCCCCCACCUGCUUCAGUACCCCGCCCUGCCCGCACCCCAGGCACCCUCCAGCGUCAGGUGCGGAUCCCCCAGAUGCCCGCCCCGCCCCAUCCCAGGACACCCCUGGGGUCUCCAGCCGGAUACUGGAAACGGGUGGGACACUCUGAGUGCUCGGCCUCCUGUGGAAAAGGUGUCUGGCGCCCUGUCUUCCUCUGCAUUUCUCGUGAGUCAGGAGAGGAACUGGAUGAACGCAGCUGUGCCGUGGGCACCAGGCCCCCAGCCUCCCAGGAACCCUGCCACGGCCCCCCGUGCCCACCGUACUGGGAGGCCGGCGAGUGGACGUCCUGCAGCCGCUCCUGUGGCCCCGGCACCCAGCACCGUCAGCUGCGCUGCCGGCAGGAGUUUGGGGGCGGUGGCUCGUCGGUGCCCCUGGAGCGCUGCGGACAUCUGCCCCGGCCCAACAUCACCCAGCCGUGCCAGCUGCGCCUCUGCGGCCGCUGGGAGGUCCGCUCCCCCUGGAGCCAGUGCUCUGUGCGGUGCGGGCGCGGCCAGAGGAGCCGACAGGUCCGCUGCGUCGGCAACAACGGUGAUGAAGUGAGCGAGCAGGAGUGCGUCUCAGGCCCCCCGCGGCCCCCCAGCAGAGAGGCCUGUGACAUGGGGCCCUGCACCACAGCCUGGUUCCACAGCGACUGGAGCUCCAAGUGCUCAGCUGAGUGUGGGACGGGAAUCCAGCGACGUUCUGUUGUCUGCCUUGGGAGUGGGGAGACCCAUGGGGAGGGCCAGGAGGAAGCAAGGGCAGGAGCCACUGAGCAGACCUGUGCACCAGGAAGCCGCCCCCCUGACAUGCGUGCCUGCAGCUUGGGGCCCUGUGAGGUGACGUGGUGCUGGUACACGGGGCCCUGGGCAGAGUGCUCCUCAGAAUGUGGCUCUGGCACGCAGCGUAGAGACAUCAUCUGCGUGUCCAAACUGGGGACUGAGUUCAAUGUGACUUCUCCUAGCAACUGUUCCCACCUGCCCAGGCCCCCUGCCCUGCAGCCCUGUCAGGGGCAGGACUGCCAGGACCGAUGGUUUUCUACACCCUGGAGUCCGUGUUCUCGCUCCUGCCAGGGGGGCAUGCAGACAAGGGAGGUCCAGUGCCUGACCGCCAACCAGACACUCAGCAUCCGAUGCCCUCCUCACCUGCGGCCCUCCAGGAAACGAUCCUGUAACAGCCAACCCUGCAGCCAGCGCCCAGAUGAUCAAUGCAAGGACAGCUCUCCACAUUGCCCCCUGGUGGUGCAGGCCCGGCUCUGCGUCUAUCCCUACUACACAGCUACCUGUUGCCGCUCUUGCGCCCAUGUCCUGGAGCGGUCUCCCCCGGAGCCCGCCUGAAAUGGGCCCAGGAGGCCCUCUCCUCGUGGUUUUCUCAUGCCACCAUCAGUCACCUGUCAGUCAGCCCACUCUGUACCCUCUGGCUCUCUAGCCUGUCCUGGUCUCACUAGGGACGUCCCCCAGGGUGGUCAAAGGUGGCAAGAUGACAGACAGUAACCGUCAGGACGUGUGGUUGGGUCUGUGCGGUGGUGUGAUGGUGUGUGUGCACAUAUGCCCCCAGAUGUGUAUCUGGGCCUGUGUGGAUGUGUGUGCGCCCAUAAAUCUGUAUCACUUCUCAAAAAGAAGUUACACAGACUGAGAAGGAACCGGGAGAGGGGACAAUGCCUGUUUCCGUGAGAGUUUUCUAGGCUGAAAGGAAAGCAAGUUUGCAACUCUUUGGGAAUCUGAGCUACUUAGAGUCUGGCCUCCCCAUUAAUCCCAACUUUGUGUCCUAAACCUCAUUUCUCCUGUUCAGGCCACACAUCAUCUAAACCAUCCUUUUGUCCUCUGACCCUUUCUCCCCUUACUUAGUCUCUCUAUCCCUCCCUCUCAUAGUUAGCUAGGGAUGGGGUGAGCCAUUGCCAAUCCUGCUUUUCCCCAGGAAGAGAGACUAUCUCCCCAGAGCAGGGACCAGCUGGGCAGAGGAUGGAAAAGAGAAAGGUUAGAAUAAGACACCCUAGCCCCUGCUCCCGCUCCCCACCUCCUAAAAUGGUUCCCGCCCCAGAACUAAUUUAUUUUUUAUUAAAGAUGAUUAUGACAAAUGAGAAACAGGCUCUUCAUUGUCCUCGUGGGAACCCAGCCAUACAGGCCACCUAAGCAAGCAGUGUGAGAUCAGAAUGAAGGGUGGGAAGGGGAACGGUCCUUGGAGCCCAGGUGGAGAGAGUUUGGGUCCAGAAAGGCUAAUGAGUGAGCCCCAGUCACCUGAGACCAGGAGCCUUGGUCAGAGAGGGAGAGGAUCCUGGCCGACCUCAGGCCCUGCAGGUUGGUCAUUGACCACUAGAGGUCACCACUUCUCCCAGUUUAGGUAUGGAGUUGGGCGCUUGGGUCCAGAGCUGAAGAAGAAACUGCUUGGCCUAUGGUGGGUUUCUUGGUAGGCUGAGUCUUUCUGUACAGUCUCUUGGAAUCUAGUAGCACUUUUUUCCCAUCUGGGGCUGAGCUGAAUGGCGGCUGCCUUUUCAGGGCUCCUUUUUCCUGUUCCCUUUCUUUGGCCCUGCCUUCCUGCCCCUCUCAUCCUUUCUGCUAUUACCCAUUUCCCUAUUAAGCUCUUGGUUUAUUGCUUUUUAUAGGGUGGGAGGAAAGGAAAUGAUUCACACCCCACACCCCACACCCCUCUCCCUCAGCAGAAACGGCCGGAGGAGGAGCCUGGCCCGGCUCUAGGGGACUUGGGGGUGGAGUCGAGGGUGGAGCCAAGGCAGUACUGGAUGUCCUGCCAAAGACACAUUCUUCAGAGAUGUCUCACCCUACUCUCCUCCCUCCUCCCUCCCCCGCCCAUGUCCACUCUCAAGGUAAAUAGCUUGCUAGAGGUGGUGUGAGAGUGGGCAGCCUUUUCCAUAACACAGAUCCUCUCCCUGACCCCUACAAUUCUGAGGUCUGAGUCCAGAUCUCCACUUGUGGAAGCCAGACUUCCCAGGGGUCCCCAUGCCUAGGAAGAGGGGAAGUGCAAUAGAAUUGAGCUUCUCUCCCCAUUAGAAGCAUCCCUCCCCCAUCCCUGCGCCUCUACAAGUCUGGCCGAGUAGACCGUAAAUAAAGGCCUGCAGAAACAGCUGAACUCGGUGACUGCUGUUUCCUGAGCAUGCACACCCAGACACCCAGACACUGGGGAGGACCCCAGAGUUGCCUGAGGAGACAGGACUUCUCUGCUCUGGCAGCUCCCUCACAUCAUACUGUUGCCUUGGGAAGCAGGCUUUCCCUGGGUUGGAAGUGGCUGAGAAGGCAGACUCCGGACAACAUCUUGGGAGGACAGUGCAUGAGGAAGGAGGCAAAAGAAAAUGGGGGGAAAGGAAAAUGAAACUGACUUUAGUCCAGGGCGAGGAGUAAGGAAGGGGGUACAAGGAAAGCCCAGUCUUAGUGUCUCUGCUUAGUGUAAAGAGAAGGCAUCAGAUGUGUUCCUCUCUUUGGUGAACCCCUUAGGGGAUCAGAGACGCGGGGGGACCAGGAAGUGGGACCUGAGCCAGCCCUGUAGAUACGGAGGGCUGAAGGCGGAGCCCUGAGACCGAGGGAGGGGUGUGGUGAAUAGCUGGGGCCCUCCCAGCGAUUCCUGGAAGCUGAACGCUGGGCGGUGGCCCCUGCUCAGCUGACUUCCCCGAAGUUCCUCCUCCCUCUUUGGGCCUCUCUGGGCUGUUGCCGGGCAGGUUUGGAGUUUGGCCUGAGCCUGAGAACCAAUCACAGGUGGGGAAUGCAGCCACAGCCCCUCUAAGGGCUCCCCCAGCUUCAGUAACUCCCUUCUCUUUCUGAUAGCCCCCAGCUCCCUCAUAGGCUCCAGCCUCUGACUGCUCAGGAUGUGGGCUUUCAUCUGGGGGGUCGCCCCCUUUCACCUCAUUUUAAAGCUAGGAUUCAGUGCAGCCCCUAAGGAUUCUUUUCUCUGGUCACUGAGGUCAGUAUUGGGGGGGGGGUGUCAAUGUGAAAGUUUUCAGGAAGGGAAACCUGACCCCCAGCACCCCUUUUCCUGGCCCCUUAGAGGGGAGUAGUGUGGCCAGAUACCUCUUUGAUGACCUCUGAAACCCUCUGGAGGGCUGGGAGAGAGGAAGCUGCAACCCAAGGUCAGGGAGAUGUGCUAGAGGGGCCCCUAGGUUUGGUGCCCUGGGUGGAAUUUAGGGAAGGACUCAGAGGAACUGGACCCCUGAGAAUCGAGGUGGGGGUGGGGUGGUGAUGGGAACAAUCUUGAUGUGCACAAGAGAGAUCAAGCGUGCAGAAGGCCAGCAAAUUGCUAGGGCUUCUCGUUUUCUCGGUGUUUGUUGGGGGAAGGGGAUUGUGGUUCUGUGUCAGUGGACUUAGGGGUGAACUUGUGAGGUCUCAGUUCAGCUGGGUCAGAAUUCCUCUCCCCUCCCCCCUCCCAGUUUCCCCAGGGUAAUUACCCACCCAAUUAAGCUUCAGCCUUCAGACUAAAUUUAGCUUCUAUACUUCCCCAACCAGGGGCCUCCCUGCAAGCAGGUGCUCACAGCUGCAGGGGUGAGUCUGAGGAGACCAGACCCACACUCUUCACUCAUCCAGAUUCAACCUCUGUGGUUAACUAACUAGGAGUGAAGCAGAGCACAGGGCCCCAGUUGCUGACCUACGGCAUGAGUGUCUCAACCUGAAGACACCCUCCCUCAGGAGCCCUUUAGGGGAGGAUCUCGAUAGACCUGGAGGGCGGCAGGAGGGCAGAGGGAUGAGAGUGACAACAAAAUGCAAGGAGAAGGUCCCUUCCAGAUUCCCUCCAACCAGAUCCUCUUUCAUUUCCUGUUUCCCCUUCUCCCCAGUUUUACAAACAGAGACUUCAUUUGAACUUAACACCCUUCCCCCACCAGAGUAAACUGAAUCAGAGACCUCUCCUCUCCUUGAAGCAUGGGGAGUCAUGCUAAAGAGUACCUCAGUAGUUUGGAGGUGGAGUGGGGGCGUGGGUUCCUGCAUUCCCACCCUCUCUCUGACCCGCAUCCCUCAAAUCCAUCACCUCUGGUUCUGGGAGUUAGGUGGGUGAGGAAGUUAGAGCGGAGGGGGCUUAUCUGUCACAGGCAGGUGAUGAAGAGAUGUCAGCUUUAAAGGGUGAGAGGCACCUUCUACAGGAAGUAGAAAGCCUCAGGAAAGUACCUAAGACUAAGUCAGUCAACAAGAGAGAAACAGUUUGGGUUAACCAAACUAGACAGCGCAAAUCUUCAAUCUGACUUUGGGCUCCUUGACCCUGGAGAUUGGGGAAAGCUCUAGAGGGGGUUGUUUCAUGGCUGAGGUCAGAAAGUAGAAAGGAUUGGAGGGAGAAAUGUGCAAAAUUAGUCCCAAACAAGGUAUGCAUGAGCCAUAGCAGUCAGAUCCUAGGCAACCAAUCAGCCACACCAGCUGAAGGGGAGGUGUAGGGAUGGAUGGCUAGGAACCAGACCAGAGCACUUUCUCAGCGAGCACCAGAGAGCUGUGUUUGAAUGUCCUGGGAAAGAACCUCAGUGUUAGAGGAGAGAUGGGUUCAAUUUCAGGAAUGUCCCAGGUUGGGGUUAGGAUGUCUGUGUGUGUGUUGUACUCCUCUGAGCCUUGCCGGAAUCUUUUUAAGAGACAGCUCUACAGAACUUUGAGUGAGGAGGAAAAGAAACUGGGGGUGAGAGGGUGGGGUUACUCAUAAGAAGAAGACUGUGUGUGUCCCUGGGAUCCCUAGGCUAAAAGGCAAGAGGCCCUGCCCUUGAUGGGAGGGGCAGAGUUAAUCUGCCCUGGAACCAGACCCCCUCUUUCUUCUCUUCCUCCCUCCCCUCACUACUAUUGAUUCUUGGUUGCCUGCCUCUUUCAUGACAUCAUAAGAUGCCUUUUUAGCUCUAGCAGAGGAGUGGGCAACCUUUUUCCCUUAAGGACCAGCCGUAAAUAUUUUCGGCUUUGCAGGGCAUAGAAUCUCUGUUGCAACUACUUGACUCUGCUGCUGUAGCCCAGAAGCAGCCCUACACAGUUUGUAAACAAAUGGGCAUGGCUGUGUUCCAACCAAACUUUAUUUAUGACACUGAAAUCUUAAUUUCAUAUAAUUUUAACGUGUCACCAAAUAUCUUUUUUCAACCAUUUAAAAAUGCAAAAACCAUUCUUAGCUUUUGAGCCAUACAGAAACAGGCAAUAGGGCAGAUUUGGCUGGCAGGGAGUUUACUUACCCCUGGGAUUUCUUCUGUCUGGUUGAACUCCCACAAUGCCCAGCCAUGGAAAGUCCUGUUUGUAUCCCCUCUGCUUCAAAAUACAGCUGUAGACCCUUUUAAUUCAACAUCCUAUUUAUUGACAUCGGCUUCUUAGUGGUUUCUCCCUGGGAAUUCAAUGGCUUGGACAUGGCUGAUAGAGUAAAUCCUUAAGGGACGUUUCCCGAAAUUCCUUAAAGCACUUUGUUUAGUGCUUUAAGGUAAAGCACUUGUAUAUAUUCUCUCUUUAAAUCUUCUCAAUAAUAAGAUGGGGGAAGACAAUUAAAUCCAGUUUACAGGGGAGAAAAUUAAGUCUAGUCUUUUAACUUUUAAAAUUCUAAUUCCUUUGAUCUGCUAUUCAAUUUCAUUCCCACAGAGCACCCUUUAUCAAAAUACUCAGUUCUUUGGGCCACAGUGAUCUGGAAGUUGGAUGGGAUCAAGUGUUUUUGUUGUUUUCAAAUGUCUUUCAUGACUUCUCUGCAUUUUAGGAAAAUCCUGUCUAAAUUUCAUUUUUCAACUCAAAGUUUCAAGGAAUUAAAAAUCCUUUCAAAUAUAUUCAGUGUUUAGGCCCCAGGAAAAAAUUAAAAUAAAUAUACAUGGUCUUUGUGUAAGGUACACACACUGUCAUACAAACAUAGGCUUAUAUAUUACUAAUUGAGUCACAGUUUUUUUCCCUAGAACAAACUUAAUCAAAGUUGUAUGUUAAUUAUGUUCUGGACUUAAAAGCAAUGCAGCUGCAUUUCUUUUUAAAAUAACCUAUUUCUGGGAUUGCUUACCAAAUCCUUCUUUUGUAUUAGAGGUUUUCUUUCACUCAAUAGUACCGUGAUGGACUGACGUUAUCUAUCCAUCAUGGUUCAUGAGGGGGGAAAGGAAGAUACAGAACCUCUAUCCUGUUUCAGACCUGACCCCAACUAUCAAACUUUGAAGUGAGAGAAAGGGGCAAAGCAGCAGGUAAUCAACCACUCCCCCACCAUUACCAAGCUCCUCUGUACAGCUGUUGUUCCUUAAAGCUGAAAACAAGCCACCUCAUUUCAAAACACACACACAGACAACCUCACUUCAUUUCGACACGAAGUUGUUUCCCUCUUUCUGUUUCUCUACUUUGCCUCACGGAGGAUUUCUGAGAAAUGAAAAAAGUCACCUCCCACAGUCUCAGUCUGCAGUUUUGUUUUUUGGGUUUUUUUUUUUUUUUUGUAUGAUGAAGAGGAGAGACAGGAAAGGCGUACACUGGGCAUACAGUAUUAACCCAAAGCCUUACAAAGUAAGCAAAAUGCCCUUCCCAUAGCGCUUCAGCCUAAGUGGGCCCCACCUUGCCUUAGAUCUGGGCUUUCAGGGUCUAGAGAUGGGUGGGAACCACUCCAGGCAACCUCAGGAAUAGAGGUGUGAACUGAGGAUGGAAUGCAUGAAAGAUCUGGGCAUAGAGAUUCAGGAAUAAAAUGUUUAUGAAACCAAUGUUUCUUAGGGAAAACCCCUCCCCCCCCCCCCCCCCGACCCCAAAUCUGAACACCUGAGUCAUGCCAGCCCCGCAGGGGUGUCUAUAAAAUGUGUAGCAAGAUAUCUGAAACCAGCUCCUCCUAUUAGACUAGAAAACGAACUGUUUUUAGGGGCACAGAAUUGAAGGCGUUUCUUAAUCAAAAUAAAGUAGAAAACUUAUCUCAUUCAGGUAGAAACCCAACGGUUAAAUACUCUCUUCCUUGUCUGCUUCCUUGGCUCUUUCCCAGCACACCUUGUUCCAGAAUAACUUCAAUAAACAUACACAUGUGACCACAGAGGGUGGGGGGAGGGGAGACCAAGUGGGGGUGGGGAAAUUCUGAAUGGAAUGCAGCCCCAGCUAGCUAGGGGGCUGGGACUGAGACUUCGGGCCCUGUCUGUGGAUUUAUACAAGCACAGAAGCCAAAACAAUGAGCUCAUGGGCAAGAAUGCAGCCUGUGGGGAAGUCCGGGCAGUCAGAGCAAACUCAUUUUUGAACCAGGACGGGAAUAGCUGUAAUUGAGUCUCCCACGGGAACAGGAUUAGGGAGAGUGGAGCCAUCAUUCAGUAUCUUAGGGUCCAGUUAAGUAACUUUUGGGGGCUGUUCUUUAUUAAAUUGUUCUGCAGAGAGCAGAGCAGUCUCGGGUCCAUGUUCAAAAACCUGGUUCCUUUCCCUGACUAUGUGAACUUGGGUGGGUGAAGAUGGCUGGUGAGAUGUGUGAGCGAACUUAGGUGAUGCUCUUAAGACAACUUUAUUCAAAGCAGGUCUGCCAACGCCAGCUCCUACACCAGGAUCCAGUGAUGGCUAUGAUCCUUACGUUGUGUGUGUUCAGGGCUACCACUUUAACAAGACAGAGGAAACGGCCAAGAGUCUAUCUUCUUUACUUCCCAAAUAAACGCAGUCCACCCAGCUGUGUGUAUUUAUACCAAAUUCAGACUUCUAAGACCAAAGAGACAUCUUUUUUUUUUCCCACCAGUGUUUUCCAAUACUUUUAUAUAAGGCCCUAAAUGGAAGAAACUGAAGAGAUACUACCUUCACUGGCCAUGUAUGGUGAAGGGGAAGGAAGGCAGGGAGGGAAGAUGAAAUGAGAAGAAAAAAAAUUAUCUACACAUCUCCCCCUUCUCCUACCCCCCACCAGAGGUUCUUUCCCAGUUCCAUGCUUUUGUGCAUGUUUCCUACUCAUUUUAAGGUCCAACCUCAAAUGUUUAUUUUGAAGCUUUCUUGACCACCUUCUACUUCCAGAAGUUGUCACCCUGCUUUGUCUCACCUCAUCUUAUAUCUUUAUUAUAGUAUUUUGUGUACUGUAUCCUAAUUAUUUUUGUCUAUGUUAUCACUCCUAUUAGACUGUGAGCUUUAACGUUGUGCUACAAUUGCUCUUUCCAUGGAUUUGUUAAUGCAUAAAUUCUUCAGAUGUAUUUCCUAAAAACGAGAACAUUUUCUUAUAUAACCACAAUUAACACACUCAAGAAAUUUAACAUUGAUACAGUACUGUCUAACAUAUUGCCCAUAUUAAAAUUUUCCCAAUUGUUCCCAAGUCCUUUAUAGCUUUUUUCAUCCAGGAUCCAAUCAAAGAUCACCCUGCAUUCAGUUGUCAUGUUUCUUUCAAGUGUUCCCUGGUUGGUGUUUUUUUUUUCCAUUCUAUACAUAAAAGCUUACAUCUGCUAACCCCAACCUCCCACUCCACCCUAGUCUUUUUUGAUUGUGUUGAGGGUAAGAAUUAGUCUUUUCAUAACUCCAGCAUCCAAAAGUGCAUGGUGCAUAGUAAGCAGUCCCCUGCCAGGUAAUGGACAAAUGAAGAGACUCAACAAACAUUUGGCUGCCUUGAGCUCAUUAAAUGUCCCAGUUCAUUGAAGUAUUGAAACAUUCUUAAUAAACUAAAGUAACCCCUGAACAGGGGAAAAGGAGAGAAGGCAAAGUGGGUAAGAAUACAGAAAUCCAAUGGCAGAGACAAGCCAUGGAAAUGGAUACUUGGAAGGGGUAAAAUCCAGAGUAGCAUUCUUGGCCCAAACACAUUUCCCAACAGUCAAGAACUAUUAUGCUAUGCAGGUAAAGAAAGGAACUGCAAAAGAAAAGACCAGGUAUAGCGUGGGAACAAAAGCCUGCCCCCCCCCCCUUUUUUUUUUUAACCUCACAAGAAUCAUUAGUAAAGAACACAGAAUCCCUGAGAGGUCUGUUACAUCUGCCUGCAGGCAGAUUCCCAACUCCCAACUUUCCACAUGCUUCACAUAACUAAGAUAACACUGUAACAACUUUGAAACUAAAGAAGAGGGACAGAGUUAAGCUUUCAAAUCUUGAAACUGAGAAGCCUUUAAAGAGUGUGGGAGGGUUCCAGAAGACAAAGCUCUGUAAUCAUUGAAAAAGUGGGGCCAAAAAGAACUAGGAUAAAUGAAGACAGACUCAGCUGAUCAUCUUGAACUCCAGGAAUUAAUGGCCUGGGCUCUGGGCAUCUGGAUGGAGCCGUGCUACACACCAGUUGUACAAAUUAUUUCACUUUAACUUUUGUAAAACCCUCCAGCUGUCACAACUGCUUUAAGAAAAAUGUUCUGAAACAGUCUGAAGCAAGAGCUAGCACUAAAGUCGCAAAACAGGAACUGAAAGAAAAAGUCUGGUUGUGUCAAAUGAGGGGAAGUGUUGAUUAUUUUGACUCCCAGUGACUCAUGUUACUGGUUACCAUUUGACCCAAGUUUUUAAGGUGUUAAACUAAGGAAUAUUGCCACAGAAAUAGCUUCACAUCACAACAGAGCAAUGGGAGCAAUAGUAUUUGCACAGCAGGACUUGACCCUGACCACUAUUUGGGCUCUCAUGUCCUGUGCUACAUUCUCCCUCCACACCUGUUCGGGAGUUCAUUUGUACAAAACAGCUUUCUUUGUAAUGAGAAAAAACUGCCAUCUUCUGGUAGUUAGGCUGCAGAAAAAGAGGGGCUGCCAAACAGAAAUGCACAAAACCUGAAGGGGGAAAAGCGCAGAAUCCUGUUUGCAUGAUUAGCAUUUGGUGCUCAGGGCUUAAAACCAAUAUGCAAACCUCAUAUUUGCACAUUUCCAUGGUGAUUCUGCUCCCUUUCAAGGUAGCUGAAAAUAAAGACAGGAUAGGGCUUCUGAAAUUGACUUGCUUAUUCUCACCUCCUUUUUGGGAGGAAAGGGGAAAGGUACUGAAAGGUUAGUACCAACAACCUUAUGGAAACUUAACUUUGGGUGUUAAUUCUUCUAGCUCCUUUACUCACAAGGUUGAGUGAUAUAGGGAGAUACAAUAACUGUUGUAGUGAACCCUCUUACCCCCAAGUUAUACCAACAUUUGGUGUCUAAAAGAAAUCGGGAUGGGGAUUAUGAUUUUUGUAUUUAAAUAUACUGUUGCACUUUUGAACUACUCCAAAGUACAACAGUAAUACAUGUAAUUAAAAGCCCAGGACUUCCCUGCUGGUCCAGUGGUGAAGACUCUGUGCUUCCAAUGCAGGGGGUGCGGGUUUGAUCCCUGGUCAGGGAACUAAGAUCCCACAUGCCAUGCGGUGUGGCCAAAAAAAUAUUUUAAAAAAAGCCCAACAGCUCUAAUUUGAAUGAAAGAAGAGGUUAUCCUGAAUGGAACUGACCUUUGCUCUAAGGCAAAUCAGCUUUAUGGGGCUUUUGCUGGUUAAUUCACCUAUACUUGUUUGCUCAGCUGACUUCCCUCAGAUGCUUGCCUAAGAGGGGGAAGGAAAACAGGCAUUGAUUAGAAAACACCCGUACCACACCUUGCAUUUGAAUAAAAGAUUUAUUAUUUUCGUCUCAGGAAAAACAGGAAGUUAGGGAAACACACUACAUUUUACAGCCCACAUUAGUUUGUAGUUGGUCCUAACCCUUCCUGGCACAGAUGUCAACAGCAUUAGCUGUUUUAACCAGAACCAAGGUGUUCACCCCCAACAGAAUGUACACAGACGACACUAGAGGACUGCAGGGUUUUCCCUGAGAGAAGCAUCAGACAGACAGAAGUUGCUGAGAGAGCCAUCUUUCCAAGCAGCCCCUCCCUUUCCAUUUUGGAGGAUUUGCCUGAACUAUGCAGCUAGUCAGCACUUAAAACAUGUGCCUCUUCUCCCUACAGAAUCACCCACCCUGCCCCAAAGCACUUGGGCUCCCUAAGCCCUCACAGCCUCUGACCCAAAAUAGCAACUGAAGAUUCUCAUCUACAUUUCAGCAGUCACACCUAGUAAAUUGGGAAGUGGGGCCCCUAAACUCCAUCAAUCUACAGCUCUGUGCUUAUUUCCACAACUGGCUAUGGGGAGACAGGCCUUUUUAGUCACCUGAACUAGAUCUUAAGAUUAAUUAACUAUAUAAAGUGCUUUUAGGUCCUUAGAGAUAGACAUGAUAUAAAUAAGUGGUUUAUGAUCAAGAAUGAUAAAUACACAGAUAAAAAUAGCUCUAGCUAGAUGACCUUAAGGCUUGGAGAUGGGCGGGCAGGGCAAUUGUUCCCUUAUUACAUUCUUAGUCAUUUUAUUCAUGCCUAUUUCUGUCUGGAGUCUACAUCCUAAAGGUCAUGUUCAGAAGCUGAAGGUUUCAAAAUGACCCUGGUUCCACUAUAGAAGUUUUCUUCAGUUUACUAGUAGCUUUUAUAUAACUCUGAGGUUUAACAGCCCAUCAAUUUCUAUAAUUUUAAGUGAGCAUAUUCAAAUGCAAAAGAACCUAGAGAAAGUCACCUAUCAUCCCCUCCUCUGAAAAUCCCUAAGGGGAUUUUGAAAAUUUCUCCCCAAAGACAGGAUUAAGCAACAACCAAUAAGAUACUAGUCCAAGGAAAAGGGACUCUUCUUCUCACCUCAUCACUGUUACUGUCGGCACCCAUUGUACUGCCACCUCCUAAGGAUAAAAUUCAAGAAGGAUGAAGGUCUGUGGACUCCUUGGGCGGUCACUUAGGUUCCUAGUGCCAAAAACUAAAAGGGCUAGUAAGAGUUCAGGGAUGGCAAGGUAAAUUUGUAGGAACUAUAAAUAUCUGUAGAGGGAGCCGAACAAGCAGCAAAUAUUUCAAGGAAGGAUAGGAAAUAAACGGUAAGUUUGAUAAAACAUCAAGUCUGAAGUCCAUAGAGAUGCCAAUGCAAAAAUUUGAAACAAAGUUUGAGAAUCAUUAAUAGAAAAGAAAUAAGUAUUCGUUUUAUUAACUCACUAGGCUUAGACCUGCAUUUAACAAGCAAGCCUAGUAAUAGCACCAUGGUUAGACUAUAGCCUGCUUUUCCAAGCCAUCAUUGUACAAUUUAUUAAGCAAACAAGGGAUCAAAUGUCUCUCAUCCACCCAAUGUGAUCUUUUUAUACAUACUCCUAAUAAGUCCCAUUUGGAACAGCUGAAAAUCUUUUAGCAAAAGCUUUGAAGAUGAGCUCAUGAACUCAGUUAAAAUUUCACCAGUUAAAUUAAGUCAAAUGGAAGGAACUCAAAUGAGUAGUUGCCCAAUCAGAGCCCAUUAUUUGUAAGUCAUCAGCCCGUGUGCCCUGCCCCCCCAAUAAAUCCUUAAAACCUUGACUCAAUUAUUGAAAACCCACAUGUAACAAAGUGAAAGGAUUAAUUUCCAUUCCUCAAUUUCUCAGCCCCAGGUUAAAAAAAAACAAAAAACAAAACCCAAACAGCUAUUUAAGAAAUACUUA